AUGUCGUCCGGAAUUCGCGAUAAACUCUACCUACCAGUUGUCGGCACCCAGCUCGUGGGCAUGCUAAGUACACACCCCCAGCAAAAUCCAGCUAGGCAGGGUACAACCAACACCAAGCUAACAUCACCAGUCCUCGACCUCGUCCCCUUCUACCCCAAGUUCCUCUGGCAAAGUCCCUCGUCCCUUCUCCAUCCCCUGGUCUCCCUCCGCAAAUGGUGGACAAUCCAAUCCGGCGACCCUUAUUUUGCGUCCUGCACCCACGAGCCCUGGUUCGAAGCCUUUCUUUACGUCGAGCUGCUGGUGCAGCUCCCACUGACGGCGUAUCUUGCCUACAAGCUUGGCUCGAUGAAGCCCACCUCUGGCGCCACUGAAUUGGCCGCUUUGGCCUACGCGUGCGUGACGUUUAUGGGAGCCACGGCAUGUGCCUAUGAUAUCUGGCACAUGGGCGCGGACAAGGUCAGUGUCGAGCAUAAACCACGGCUGUUUUGGGGCACAUAUCUCCCCUUUGCGGUUAUUCCCGCGUUGAUGGCCGUGGACAUGUAUCUCAGGCUGCUGGCGAGGGUCCAAGAUUCGCGUCCAACCAAAAAGAUCUAA
Molecule: messenger RNA, 594 nt
Organism: Metarhizium robertsii ARSEF 23
Lineage: Eukaryota; Fungi; Ascomycota; Sordariomycetes; Hypocreales; Clavicipitaceae
Exons: 2
Coding region: 1-594 (197 amino acids)
Cellular component (GO): endoplasmic reticulum
Source: RefSeq, a predicted model, not a curated record